Messenger RNA from Amoebophrya sp. A25, 2174 nucleotides. The record is from the annotation of a GenBank genome assembly. Lineage: Eukaryota; Dinophyceae; Syndiniales; Amoebophryaceae.
AGGGAUGAGAGAAUGAGAACCACCUCUAAUGGAUACAAUACUUGCGAGCGCGGGUACGUAUGAAAGAAAUCUCAAUGUGAAAAUCAACGCACUACUCAACAUAGUCUUUGACGUGAUUGAUUUCAUAUUCAUGCUAUGCAAGCGAUACGUCUGUGCGAAAGAAGACAGUCUUGCUCGAAGUAUGUCUACGUGAAUCUUGUGUCGAAAGAUAGUGAGCCAUGACUUCGUUGCUGUGGGUCUUUUUUCCGUAUUACCCGUCAUUGCCGGAGAUUGGUGUCGAGGAAGCUGGAUUUCAUGACAUUUUGACUCCAAAAUUUGGCGAUGGGUUCGGUGGACAGCAGGCACCUUCUUUUGGCUCGACAUCGUCUUCAACGUCCUCAUCUAGUACGACGCCUGGCAGUGGGAGCACAGGACGAGAAGACGAUCAUAUCCCCUUUGGCCCUAUUCCGAUUUUCUCGACACUUCUCCCAAUAUUGCUGGUAUGCAAUUUGCUUGGCUGUUUAUUCGGUUUCUUUUUCACGAGGCACCGUCCUCCCAGAAGAAAGUACGGACGCACAGACCUAGAGUUGUGGUACAUCGUUGCACAUAAUUCCAUCGUCGUCCUUGGCUCCGCUCUAGCCUGGCUCACCCAGAGCACAUUCUUAGCACUUGCGACAUUCAGUUUCGAGAUCAGUUACGAAGUGUUCGACAGUUGGGCUGUGUAUUCCCGAUUUGGAAAAAUCGAUCACGAAACGCUGAUGCAUCAUGUUGGCGCUCCGCUUUGCAUCCUUUUUGCCACACAAACGAGAAUCGACAUGCGGGUGUUGUGCCACUUGAGCAUAUUUACGGCCUGUGGAAGGUGACUCAGUGUAAGCACGUGUCUGCUCAGUGUGCAUGAUGGAACUUGGAGGUGUCUUUGAAUAGUUAACUGUCAAACUACAGAAUCGACUCUGCUAGUACACUCUUGUUGUGCAGGUUGGAGAUUGCUCCUUGCAUUCUCUAAGAAGCGCAUCGAUCUCUCUGGAGCCGUGCUUGCUUUUUUCAAGCUGAUGAUGCGUGCGGGACGACACAGUAUUCGCAGACUUUAUCGUGCCCUAUUCUUCGUGUAUUUUCCGCUGCGGAUAGUUUAUGGCGUCGAAGAGGAUAGACUGUCUCAAGAACAUCUUCGUGUUGAGAGGAACAAAGGACUUCAUCAUGUGCCAAAAGAGGAUUUAAGAGAAGGCGCAAAAAAUAGAUUUUAGAGAUUUAAUUUUAGAGAAAGAAACCGAAGAGCAUCACUGUUCUGAGACAUAAGAAAUCGAAGAGCAUCAAGUUCUGAGCAUCAUAACCCUAACCCUGUUCUGAAAGAGCAUCACUGUCUCACUGAGACCAGUAGAUCCUUUUUCAUUACCCAGGCCCUUUCUUCGACACAUGCAUGGUAAUGCACGGUCUUUUCAUCGUUCCGGGAAAUCUACGAUUUAUGGCGUAGACCACACAGAUUGAGUAGGAGGUGGUUGACGAGUGCUGCUUUCUCCUUUUCCUUCACAAUGACAGCCGUGUACAGUGAGUUAGACUAUAGUUCCCUUCACAUAAUCAGGCUCACCUCGAUCACAUUAGUAGGCUUAUCCCGUGCAACAAUAUACUCCCUUCACAUAAUUUUUAGACGAGAUGAGAGAUAGAGUAUCUCUAUCUCCUUCGUGUAAUUAAUCAUGAGCAAGUUUUUUACGUAGCUGGUUUCGAUUUCAAAAACGAGAACUUAUAUCAUCAAAAAAGUAAGAAGAGUGAGACUGACAGCAUCACCACCACUACUCAAUUCAGUGAUAGACAAAUCUUUCAUAUAAGCCUGGACACAGUUCUACUUUAUGGCAUUUAUGAGCAUAAACGCACUGAAUUUGUAUUUUUGUGUCGUAAUAUGGAAAAAAGCCUUCGGAAAUAUCUGGACAGAAAAUGAAAUGAAAAAUGCAGAAGACUGACGUGACCCCCAUGUCCUUGGACAGAACAUGAAAUGAAAAACGCAGAAGACUGACACCUACUAGGCUUUGAAUCUUUCGAUCAUCUUUGUAUGUAAGUGAGUUACCUCAAAAAAUAUUGAACUUCACCUGGUACUAAUACGAAGUGUAGUUCUCUUGAAACUACGAGUCCUUCAAGAGAGUGGUAUACUAUAAGUGCUCUAAAGCAAAUUGGGUUGUCAUUCUCACGGAUUCACAACAGUUCUG